Molecule: messenger RNA, 1161 nt
Organism: Botrytis deweyae
Lineage: Eukaryota; Fungi; Ascomycota; Leotiomycetes; Helotiales; Sclerotiniaceae
Exons: 2
Coding region: 1-1161 (386 amino acids)
Source: RefSeq, a predicted model, not a curated record
AUGUCUAAUUUGGCCGACUCUUCACAACUCUCAAAGUUUCGAAUGCCACCCGAGGACAAGGCAUUGUACGAGCGUAUCGCAACGUUGGAAGAUCCUACAUCCGUCACACGAGCUGAGAAGAAUCAGUUAUUAGGUGUCCCACCGCCCGAUGAAGAAGAUAGAAUUUGCAAGGAAAAAACCGGCCUUACCAUGGCGGAGCUUGAAAAUAAAGUAAUGACAAGCUCGGACACCCUCUCCGAGGAAGAGGUCAACAUCAUACUAUUUGGUGUCAUGUGGGAGCCAGGUAAACAAAGCGUUAACUGCAAAAGAAAUUUGCUGUGGUCUAUGAACCUUGUGGACGAAGAGCAACAACUUGUCGCAAAAGUACGGGAUUUCCUGGCUAAUGAUUACGAUAAUGAGAUUCAUCGUCUGGUUUACAACCGCAACAGGGCUUUAGAUGCGGUCAUAAAACAACGGCGCGAGCAGCAGCGUGCUGCCAUGACCGCGCGACACGUAGCUUCUCGGCCAAGAUGGGUGCAAGAGUUGAUUACCGCAAAGCUACCUCAGUGGGGGUUUGUUGUUUUUCGGACCGAUUAUAGUGAGGAAACAGAUGAAAAAUGGCGUGUCUUUAAGGGAAUCUACACUAUGACUGGAAACACCGUGCUGAAAGAUUCUUGGAAGAGAGCAAGUCCCCUGAUUGUGACAAGUCAAUCGAUUUUUGUUUCUGAUCCGGUGAUGGACGGAGCUGAUACUGAUGCUUUGCGGCACAGAUUCAAAACGAUGAGAGAGCGUCAAGAGAUUCCUAAUGGGAUAGCAAUGGAUUGCUUUUUGGUGGUGGAUGAGGCAGUUCUUAAUCACAAUUUCAUAUCUUCGAAGACACUAUACAAGCCGAAACCCCUUGGAGAUCGGAAUCCCUGGGAGUUUGCAUUGUAUUUACGAGCUGUAGAUCCCGAUCAUAAUAACCCAGCAACGAUCACACCACAAGCAGAUACAUCCGACUUCACAGGAGAAAUUACCAUUCCGCUUCCCAAGGUAUUCGACUGGUUGUAUUAUUGCUUUAUGUCUAAGAGUGAAGAUUGGGAAACGCGAUAUUUGACUAUCAAAGGAGGCCCUGCUGAGUUGGUGGGCCCUGAGACGCCAUAUCCAGCCUAUCGAUCGGGCACGGAACAGCUAUUGAAAUAA